GCAGGGAAAUCUUUCUUUACGAGACCCACUUCUGAAAAAAAGGAAAAGAACAUGUGGAUUAAUUAGAAAGCACGAGGCAGAUGAACACUAGGGCCGGCGACUGGCAGCUUCGUGCUCGCAGAUGAAGUAAAACCAACCCGGUGACCGGCCCUCUCCUCACUAGUAAAUAAUCGCCUGAAGAAUUCCAGGAAGUGGCCAAGUAGGCAGCAGCGGCCAAAUCCUGUCGACCUUGCAAAGCAUUGUUGCGUGCCAUAUGUGCCAAUCGCGAGGGCUCCUUGCCUCCUUGGUUAGUGCAUCUGUCUUCGCCGAAGGUCAUUCUCAGCUACACGCCUACACUCUGUAGAAACCAAGAUUGCCCACAGAACUUCCUGGUGUUUUUUUUUUUUGUUGCAACCUGCCUGGCUAGCAUUUACAUGGUGCAGCCCUUGAUGCUUUAGGCAUUUCCGCAUUUGUCACUCCAUUGUGUCAACCGUUAGCAUUUCCAACAAGUUCAUGGUCAACAACCUCGGGGGAUUCGCUUAGAAAAGGGAGAAAAGCUUCAGGUCUUGAACAGAAGGGCCUAAAGAUGUGGAGGAAGGGCCUUUGUAUCAAGUCUUAUUAGCUGGAUGGCUGCAGGUGCAGGGUCAGAGAAACACACUUCACCCCAUCGUAUGAUGUUGUAGAUGAAGUAGUCAAGGCCUUCCGCUACACUCCUCCAAAGAUCAAGGAAAUCCUUCGAAUUAAGAUAUAGCUUCAGCUUAGAGGUCCUGUCUGUCAGAACAUCUAGACUGUGAACAAAACCAGGGGAUACUCCUGCACUUUCUUCGUCCAGGAUCUCAUCACCUAUGACAGGUCUGUCCACUCCAGGAUCCAAUGUUCUGGACAUAUUCCUUCGAACUCAAGCAGAACCCAAGACAGUAUCUGUUCCAGGUAAUUGGUCCCUAAAACUUAACUAAAAAGCUGAUUUCAUCUGUAAACAGGGAUCCUUGAGGACCCAUAUCCAAGAAGGUAGCAUCUUCACCCCAUUCCCGGAGCACAUUCUCGCAGUAACGAGCGGCAUUGACUGCACGCGAAGUUUUUGACAAAGACUGAUCUUCUAAUGCCGUAUCCGAUGAUUGCAAUGCUUCGCAGCGCCCGUCGUGGCAGGAGGCUUCAAAAUGGAAAGAGUUUUGUCCACUCUAGAAUCAACAGCCAUGACAAGGUUGGUCCACUGCGGCCUAGUGGUGCUGAUCCAUACUAAUUCUCGCUCGAUGUCCGUCACAGCAUCAACAGCGUGGAGCAGUUUCCCUUGCUUCCAUUAUGUUACAUUCGAUUCUCUAUGUAUGUGUGAUAGGUUCAACUUUGGGGCAUGUCUAACGAUGGAAAAUGCCGCAUCUUCCAUUCCAGGUUGCCAACCAAAGCUUCGAGCUGCCUUCCCUUUCCAGUCGCAACGGGGCACCCAUGGAGGCCGAAGCACCCAUGGAGGAAGAGCGCUGCCACGGCCUUGCUAGCUCCUGC
This is a messenger RNA of Zea mays, 1476 nucleotides long. Lineage: Eukaryota; Viridiplantae; Streptophyta; Magnoliopsida; Poales; Poaceae. The record is from RefSeq.